AUGGGACCAUGGCCAGCGGGUCUCGGUGCAGAUGAUUGGUUUAUUUUGGCAUCUCUGAUCGUCACCUGGGCGAUGGUUGCCAUUCGUUGGCAUCAGAUCCUUGUCGACCACUAUGGUUUCCACGCAGACGAGCUUUCGGCUGCCACCCUGAUCGACUUCCAAAAGUCGUUCCUGGCUUGCCAGGAGGUGUACUUCCUCGACGCCCUCCUUAUUAAAUCGUCCCUUUUGUACAUGUACUACCGCAUAUUUGGCAUCUCUCAACGAUUCACGAAAAUUCUCUGGGCGACGUGGUCGCUUGUUGUCACGUACUUCAUCACUUGUGUCAUCUUGUCCAUUUUUAGCUGCCAUCCGGUUUCGCUUUUAUGGGACAGAAGCCAGCCAGGCAACUGUAUCGACGAGGUCAAUUUCUUCCGAUCGAAUGGCAUUGUGAACAUGCUGCUGGACGUGAUAGUAUUCUGUUUGCCGCUCCCGAUGGUUUGGAGAUUGCAUAUGGGAUUCCGGCAAAGACUGGUCUCGACGGGUAUCUUCUUGCUCGGUGGAUUCGUUUGUGUUGUCUCUAUCCUUCGGAUCAUCACUUUUGACCAUAUGAACCCAACCGAUUUCACCUAUACGAACGUUCACACAGGAAUCUGGUCAUUGGUCGAACAAUCGACGGCGAUAUUGUGCGCCUGUUUACCUACUUUGAAACCAUUGCUGCGAAGAGUGCCGCCUACAAUUGGUAGAUUGGUCCCUUUCAUUAACACGAGUGUAAAAUUAGGAUGUUUAGACACCCAGAAUCAAUCGCGACGAGACGGGGGGGCGGGGGGGUUCUCGUAA
Messenger RNA from Pseudomassariella vexata, 816 nucleotides. RefSeq lists its product as uncharacterized. The coding region runs from base 1 to 816 and encodes 271 amino acids. NCBI's taxonomy places the organism in Eukaryota, Fungi, Ascomycota, Sordariomycetes, Amphisphaeriales, Pseudomassariaceae. The record is from RefSeq and is a predicted model, not a curated record. The transcript is spliced from 4 exons.